This is a messenger RNA of Notolabrus celidotus (New Zealand spotty), 3174 nucleotides long. Its product is annotated as plakophilin-1-like. Gene Ontology annotation, molecular function: cadherin binding. Gene Ontology annotation, cellular component: cytoplasm; adherens junction; nucleus. Gene Ontology annotation, biological process: cell-cell adhesion; intermediate filament bundle assembly; cell-cell junction assembly. The record is from RefSeq and is a predicted model, not a curated record. Lineage: Eukaryota; Metazoa; Chordata; Actinopteri; Labriformes; Labridae.
UAGGCGUGAGUGUUUGUGCUUGUCUGGGCGCGGUCUAAUGGAGCAGGCAGGGCAGGGCAAGGUGCGCUUUUAUGACUUCAGACAAACUCACCGACUCUGCAGGCGGACUGGCUUCCUGUUCCAGCCACCUGUGGACAUUGUUGCGCUGACCUGGACGCACAGUUUGCGAAGAAAAGAAAUGGCGAGUCUGGAUCCGCUGAAGUCUGUCAUUUCCAUCAAUAAUGUGGACGACACAUCUCUGGCUCUGCCGUCUGCGAAUCAGUUCAGAUCAGGACAACAGCGAGUCAUGGAACAAGUGCUUACCGUCAGGAGGACCAAGUCGAGGAAAUCCAGCAGCAGGAGCGGAUCUACUUCUUUAUCCCCAACAAGCCCGGCUUACGACAUUGUGUUCGUAGACAGCCCCAAGUCACAGUCGAGUGCAGCUAAUGGAAGUGUCUUCUUUGGAAAUGGUAUUUCUAAAGCUCUCAGCUUGAGCGAGAGGAACACCAGCCGGCAGGUUGUCAACAGCAGUAAAGGAUCAACUGUGAGGAGGAGCACGGCAGAGUCAAACUAUCAGUAUGACAGGAGUCUAGGCGCCGGUGGCUCCAUGGCCUACGGCUCCAUGGCUGUCGGACAAACCACCACCAGCCUCAGCGAGCCUGAUCUGGCCUGGCAGCGCUCAAUGCCAAAACGCUCCGGGGCUACACAGAAACUCCUCUCAGACAUGAGCAUUCGCAGGGUCGAAAGGUCCCAAAGUCAGUUUAUACAGAAUGCCACGUCCCAGCCUCAGUUUCAGAUUCAGCCACAGGUUCAGACUCUGCCCAGGUUUCAGAAACAGUACCAAAGUCAGGUUCAGAAUCAGACUCAAACCCUGAAUAAGGUCCAAACUCAGCAACAGCCACAAGUUCAGAUUCUGCCUCAGUUUCAGAAUAAGAUGCAGACUCAGGUUUUGACUCAGAGUCAGCCUCUGCCUGUUUUCACCCCUGUGAAUGGUGCAGGUCUGACCAAACCCAGCACAAAGUUUGUGACCACCAAAUUUGAAACAGUGAAAAGUCUUCCAAAGUCUCCUGUCACUGAGAGUACUCCCAAAGUUAAAGCAGAUUCUGGGUCAAAUGGAAACAGUGGAGCUGCAGACAUCACCAUAAAGGAGGCCGUGGAGUAUCUCUCCAACAACGAUGAGUCGUAUCAGCACUGCGGAGCGUCCUUCAUUCAGCACAAUGCUUUCAUUGAUGACAAGGCCAAAGAGGAGGUCUUGAAGCUCAGUGGGAUCUCUCCCCUGGUGGGUCUGCUGCGCAGUCCCAGUGUGCAGGUGAACCAGACAGCCUCGGCCGCCCUCCGUAACCUGUCCUUUAAAAGCAACUCUAGCAAGGAGGCGAUGCACCGCUGUGGGGGGAUCACAGAGGCCGUGGCUCUGCUCAGAGAGACUGACUCUGCAGAGAUCCAGAAGCAGCUGACAGGUCUCUUGUGGAAUCUGUCCUCUGUGGACACCCUGAAGCCAGACCUGCUGAAGACCGCUCUGCCGGUCUUAAUGGAGCGUGUGAUCCUGCCUUACACAACAGGUCCUGAGCGGACCAACACCGACCCUGAGGCCUUCUUUCACGCCACUGCAUGUCUAAGAAACAUAAGCAGCUCGAAGCAAAGCAACAGACAGGCAAUGAGGAAAUGUCGAGGUCUGGUGGACUCAUUGGCCGGUUAUGUUAGAGAGUGCAUUGAUGCAGGAAGGCCAGAUGACAAGUCCCUAGAAAACUGCACGUGCAUCUUGCACAACCUGACGUUUCAGCUGGAGGACGAGGCUCCGGCUCUGUUCACCAGGAUCACGUCUUUGGCCAGGCCUGUCAACAAGGCCCAGACCACGGGCAACGCUGGGCCCAUCGGCUGCUUCAGUCCGCAGGGCAAGUCUCCUGAUCAAGAGCGCCACUUUGACUUCCCCGUCGUUGAGGAUUCACAGCCUAAUGGUGCAGGUUGGCUGAUCCACUCCAAAACUCUGCAGAGUUACCUCUCGUUGCUUGCCACCAGCGAGCGAGAAGAAACACAGGAAGCCUGCUGCGGAGCGAUGCAGAACCUCACAGCGCAGGAAGGAAUUGUCUCUGGUGUCAUGAGCCAGAUCAUUGUGCAGAAACUGAACGGCCUGAAAGUUAUAAAUCCACUUUUAAAGUCAAACAAAGUCAACCUGCAGAGAAGCUCAGUGGCUUUGAUAGGAAACCUGACCAAGAACCCCAACCUGCACAAUACCCUCGCUCGUAAAGCCCUCCCUGAGCUGCUGAGCAUCGUCAGCGCGGGCACCAAGGAAGGGAAUGAGUCUGAUGAUACAUUAGCCAUGGCCUGCCAGACCGCCAAUGUCCUGCUAAUGAAGGAUCCUGAGAUGGGCAAGCACCUGAUAAACGCCAAACUGAUAAACUCACUGAAUGAACUCAGCCAAAACGGAUAUUUUCCAAAAUCCAAAAAAGCUGCAGCCCUGCUCCUCUACAACCUGUGGUCAGAGAAAGAUAUGCAAGCCUUCCUGAAAAAGCAAGGGAUGACUAAGGCCGCAUUCGUGAACGACCUUACUACAGCAGCACACAAGUCGGUUCAAGUCGUGGAAUAAAACAGCCACCUCUGACAGUCAUCCACUGCAUUAACUCACCUGCAAGUUCGCUGCACAUCAACGGGACAUGAAUGCUCCGAGGCUGCGCAGCAUCCUUUCUCAUUUCACAAAGACUUGGAGAUUUAAAAAAAAAACAUAUGUAACCAUAUAAUCAUUCCAUCAACCUAAAGUAACAAACGCUGUGUAAAUGCUGUAGGAAAAUAGGUGAAGGUAGAGAUUUAACAUGUAAGCGACCAAAUACAAGCUUUUAUUAGCGCUCCUAGUUCUUCUGUUAAUGUCAUGAAAUAAAUAUUAUAUGUCUGUGCCUGAGAUGUGAUAUCUUGUCACAUUAGUGUGUGCUAUAACAUAGGGGGGAGAUUUUUUUGCACUAAAUUACUGUUUUUCUAUCAUAACACAACAUUGUAAAAUUAAUGAUUUGUUGUUUUGUAAAAAGAAAAUCUAUCACAAUAUUUCCAUUUUUCAGAGUUGAUCAUUUUGCCAUGAAACAGGGUUAGUGUCUGAAGCAGUGUGUUUACAUUUUGUAAAGGUGACUUUUUUCAUAUGUAUGUGUGAUUUUGAAUAAUCCUCUUAAGUGUCAAUAAAGCCGAUAGAGGUCUUCUGUAAAGCUGUCA